CUCUAGGGAGGAGAGUUUGCAAUGGAGGGUGGAGCAAUGACUAUGGAGUAAGUGGUUUUCAAGGUGAAGAGGCUGAGCCAAAGACCACGGCCAAUAAAGGUCCAGUCUUGCUUUUGUGCGACCAAGAGAGCAGAAGCCAAGCGAUUUCAUUAGGUGUUUCACAGUCUAACAGCGUGGCCUUUCUUUCAAAGCCUCUCCAAGGCCACUGUGUAAUCCAGUCUGCUCCCCAGCGUCUUUGCUUCCUGGUGAGUGGUCCCCCGUGCUCUAGCUUGACCAUGACUGGAUGGAGCUGCCUUGUGACCGGGGCUGGAGGGUUUCUGGGACAGAGGAUCAUCAGCUUGCUGGCCGAGGAGAAGGGGCUGCAGGAGAUCCGAGCCCUGGACAAGACCUUCAGACCGGAAUUGCAAGAGGAAUUCGCUAAGCUCAAGCACAAGGUCAAGCUGACGCUGCUGCAGGGAGACAUCCUGGAUGAGCAGUGCCUGCAGAGAGCCUGCCAGGGCAUGUCGGUGGUCAUCCACGCUGCCGCCGUCAUUGACGUCAGCGGGGCCCUCCGCAGAGAGGUCCUCAUGAAUAUCAACCUGAAAGGUACCCAGCUGAUGUUGGAGGCCUGUGUCCAGAUGAGCGUGCCCAUAUUCAUCUACACGAGCUCCAUCGAGGUGGCUGGGCCCAACUCCUACACCGAGGUCAUCCAGGACGCCUGCGAGGCCCAGAACCUCGAAUCGAAAUGGGCCGCCCCGUACCCGUACAGCAAAAAGCUUGCCGAGAAGGCUGUGCUGGCGGCCGACGGUCGCACUUUGAAAAACGGAGGCACCUUGUACACCUGCGCGCUCCGGCCCAUGUACAUCUAUGGGGAGCGCAACAGAUUCCAUUCUGCGCAAGUCAAUGAGGCUCUGCAGAACAACAGGGUCCUGGCGGAAUUCGCCAAGCAUUCCUUCAUCAACCCGGUGUACGUGGGCAACGUGGCCUGGGCUCACAUUCUGGCCUCAAAAGCCCUGCAGGAUCCCAAGAAAGCACCGACUGUCCGGGGCCAGUUCUACUACAUCUCGGAUGACACCCCGCCUCAAAGCUACAGUAACUUCCUUUACACCCUGAGCAAAGAGUGGGGUUUCCGCCUGGAUACCAGAAUGAAACUUCCCGUGUUCCUGCAGUACUGGAUUGCCUUCCUGCUGGAAAUGGUGAGCUUCCUGCUGAGCCCGAUUUACAAGUAUCGACCCCCCUUCAACCGCCACCUGGUGACAUUGUCCAACAGCGUGUUCACCUUCUCCUGUAAGAAGGCCCAGCAAGACCUGGGAUACAAGCCGCUCUACAGUUGGGAAGAAGCCAGACAGAGGACCACCCAGUGGAUAGGCUCCCUGGUCAACCUGCACAAGGAGGCCCUGAAGGCCAAGGUUCACUGACGGAGGGCAGGGAUGUGGGUCUGGGUGCUGCUUGGCCAUGGCUGUGCCGUUCCUACUACUGGCUUCCUGCAGAAUGUCACAUGAGCCCAAGCAUACAUCCCACAACCCCUUCCACAAGAAAGCCACCCUUGGAUCUCCCAGUGGCCAGCAAAAAGGGUACCCCCACUGCCCGACCCAAACACCUCCCCGCACACUCCCGGCCCAAUCCAACAUCUCCCCACCCACUGCCCCCUACCAAUCCCCUGGGACACAGCGUUAUUAGCUUCGGCUACCUUUCCAAAGUCUCUGGUGCUACUUGGGGUAUCUUUUAACUACAAUUUGUGCCUAUUAGAUCCAAUUAUGCUUUUUAAUUUUUCCCCCAAUUUUCCUUUUAAAAGCACUACUUUUUCUUAAAAACUCUGUAUUCAUUUAUCCAGCUCAAUGAAAGGAAUAAUAAAAUUUUAAAGCUC
This is a messenger RNA of Echinops telfairi (small Madagascar hedgehog), 1846 nucleotides long. RefSeq names its product hydroxy-delta-5-steroid dehydrogenase, 3 beta- and steroid delta-isomerase 1 (gene HSD3B1). NCBI's taxonomy places the organism in Eukaryota, Metazoa, Chordata, Mammalia, Afrosoricida, Tenrecidae. Bases 276 to 1397 code for a protein of 373 amino acids. Gene Ontology annotation, molecular function: 3-beta-hydroxy-Delta5-steroid dehydrogenase (NAD+) activity. The transcript has 4 exons. Gene Ontology annotation, biological process: steroid biosynthetic process. The record is from RefSeq and is a predicted model, not a curated record.